GCAGGCAUCAAGAUUCAUAGGCAGACGUGGAUCAUGUUCUCUUGACUUGACUUCUCUACGUCAGUUCUGGAUCGUCCCAAGAAACGCAAACAAGAGCGCUUGCGUGUCGCCGACAAAGCGUAUUGCCACCGGAUCGACUGCUUCAGAACAUCAAGCAAAACAGAAGAGGUUUCGGGAGUGAUGAAUGGAUGGAUGGAUGGAUGGAUAAAUUGACUCUAAUCUUGACUAAAAUCUAAGUUUGGUUUAAAGGACCCUCCGCUGCUUUUUGCUCCCCGCGGCACUUAAACCGGCCCUGCGAGGCUGCGACGUCUUUUUUAGUCUCGUUUGCUUGACGGCCCCCUUUCUUACUACUUAAAUUUUUCUCGCCAACCCCAUUCCUAUUGACUAUUUUCUACCCAGCUGUGGUAGCUUGCGACAAGUCAUCAUGAAGCGCCUCUUCAAUUCCUUCAGCAGGCGAUCCAGUCCCGCGCGCGACUCCCCUUCGUACCCCGAGGACUCUCCGGAAGGUAUCAUACUUAGAGAAGUGACCGCGUUCUGCGAAUCGGGCCCCAACAGCGCCAAUGGAGACGAGUUCGUUCACCUUCCUGCCAUCGUCGAGAGCGCCGAGUCCAGCCCCAACGCCGCCCGCGAAGCCGCCCUUCGCAUCUCCAAGCUGUUGUCCAAUCCCGCCAAAGCCCGGAGCAAUGUGCAGUACAAUGCGAUCAUGCUCAUGCGCAUCCUCAUCGAUAACCCAGGACAUACGUUCUCGCGGAACAUCGACGCCAAGUUCGUGGCGACUGUGAAGGACCUCUUCCGCAACGGGCGGGAUAUGAACGUACACAGCUUUUUGCGGGACACGUUGGAUUCUUUGGAAAUGCAGCGGGCAUGGGACGAAGAUCUCGCGCUGCUCCUGGGGAUGUGGAGCAAGGAGAAGGAAAAGUAUGCUCCCAAGAAUACGGGUAAUGUAUGUGUCCAGACAUCCCCCAUUACUCGUUCAAAGCAUCGCCAAGCUAAUCUUAUGAUUCCCCUACAGCCCGGCUUGACACAACCCCUGGUCCAGCCAUACCGACAAACCCCGAACUACUUCAACAACGCCCCCAACCAGAACCAACAUGGCGGGUUACCACAGCCCGAAGAGCUCUCCGCACGCAUCUCCGAGGCCAAGACAUCCGCGAAGCUACUCAUCCAAUUCGUCCAAUCCACGCCUCCGGCCGAGAUGCUCGAGAACGAGCUCAUCAAAGAAUUCUCCGACCGGUGUCGCACCGCCUCCCGUUUCAUCCAGAACUACAUCCAUGCCACAAAUCCCGCCCCAGACGAGGAUACCCUCGUGACGUUGAUCGAAGCCAACGACGAACUAUCCGUCGCUCUGUCCAAGCACCAGCACGCCUUGCUCCAGGCGCGUCGCGCCCAGGGACAAUCCGGCAGCCAGUCACCUGCAUCAUCCAGUCAGGCCUCGUCCUCUGGCGCCGUGCAACCACCAGCCCCGGCAGCAGCAGCAGGAGGAGCUUCUGCGCCGCCGGUGCCGCCUCGGAACCAAACCCAGAGCCCGCUAUCCUCGGGCUCUUCCUCGACCGCUCCGGUCCUUCCGCGCACGUAUAGCAACGGCGCAGGCCGGUUUGAGUACCGAUCGGAGGAUUUCCAGGUGCAGAACCCGUUUGCUGAUACUAGCGCCCCUGCUGCUGCUACUGGUACUGUCCCUGUGGCUCCUGCGGUGUAUGGUGAUCAGCAACAGGCUCGCGCGGAGGGGUCAUCUCCCGAUUGGUGGGCGGAGGGACAGCAGCAGCAGCAGCAGCAGCGACCGGUACAGCAACAUUAUUAAGAAGAUUGUAUGGAUUGUAAGGUGGUGAUUUGAUGAUGAUUAUUAUUAUUGUUUGACUUUUUGAUGUAUCGAUACCUUUUGUGAUACCUCUACCGCGGAGUGAAUUUGAUUUGCCAGAUGUGCUUGUUUGGUACAUUAGUACUUGCCUAUUGUCGUGAUCUUGUUAUCAUAAACAAAGUAUGGUCAGUACACAGUUGAUUUAGUAAGAUAUUGCAGUGUGAUAAAGCUUAUUAG
This is a messenger RNA of Aspergillus piperis CBS 112811, 2032 nucleotides long. Its product is annotated as GAT domain-containing protein. The coding region runs from base 425 to 1798 and encodes 457 amino acids. The record is from RefSeq and is a predicted model, not a curated record. Gene Ontology annotation, molecular function: phosphatidylinositol binding; ubiquitin binding. Gene Ontology annotation, biological process: protein transport to vacuole involved in ubiquitin-dependent protein catabolic process via the multivesicular body sorting pathway. Lineage: Eukaryota; Fungi; Ascomycota; Eurotiomycetes; Eurotiales; Aspergillaceae. The transcript has 4 exons.